AUGCCUCGUUCAUCUAGCGACACGCCGCUUCCCACGGCCGAAAAGGCUCCUGCUCCGGCCGCUGCCUCGGGCCUCCACCCCUCGCUCUUCAUUCUAAACUGGAUUCUCUUCUCCAAUGCCACCAUUCUCUUUAACAAAUGGCUACUCGACACUGCCGGCUUCCGAUACCUCUUUGCUACCGCCGCCACCCAGAUCCUCGCCCGCACCACGAACCUCCUUGACAGCCGCAAGUCUCUCCCAAUUAACGGCCGCAUGUACCUCCGCACCAUCGUUCCCAUCGGCGUCCUCUACACCGGCUCCCUCGUCUUCUCCAACCUCGUCUACCUCUACCUCUCCGUCGCAUUUACUCAAAUGCUCAAGGCCGGCUCCCCCGUCGCCGUCCUCUUCACGUCGUGGAUCUUCCGCGUCGCCGAGCCCGAUCUCGCCAAGUUUCUCAACAUUCUCGUCAUUGUUGUUGGCGUCGCCGUCGCCAGCUUUGGCGAAAUUAACUUUUCCAUGAUCGGCUUCAUCUACCAGAUGCUCGGUAUUGUCUUUGAGGCGAUUCGCCUCGUCAUGAUCCAGGUCAUGCUGACGGCCGAGGGAAUGAAGAUGGACCCUCUGGUUGCUCUCUACUACUAUGCCCCCGUAUGCGCCUUCUUCAACAUCUUUGUCGCCCUCUUCACCGAAGUCAGCACUUUCAAGUACGAAGAUCUCGUCAACACCGGCUUUACCAUGCUCUUUCUCAACGCCAGCGUCGCCUUCAUGCUCAACAUUGCCAGCGUGUUUCUCAUUGGCAAGACGUCCGGUCUCGUUCUAACCUUGACUGGCAUUCUCAAGGCCAUUUUGCUUGUCGCCGUCUCCGUCGUCAUCUGGAAGACUCCCAUCACCUUUCUCCAGGCUGUCGGUUACGGCAUCGCCCUCCUCGGCCUCACCUACUACUCCCUCGGCUACGACAAUGUCGUCAAGGUUUACAACAACACUACUGCUUACGUUUCCGCCACCAUGAACUCCUAUGGCGCCGUCCCUGGCUCGCCCGGUGGCGUCCGUGGCGGCCUGCUUACCAAACGCUAUAUUGUUCUCGGCAGUGCCGUCGUUGGCUUGCUCUUCGUUAUCGCUGUCCUCUGCAUGUGGGUAAACUCGGUGCCCACCACCAUCCCCACCUCAUUAGGUGCGCAUUAG
Molecule: messenger RNA, 1158 nt
Organism: Cordyceps fumosorosea ARSEF 2679
Lineage: Eukaryota; Fungi; Ascomycota; Sordariomycetes; Hypocreales; Cordycipitaceae
Product: integral membrane protein
Exons: 4
Coding region: 1-1158 (385 amino acids)
Cellular component (GO): endosome; trans-Golgi network; Golgi apparatus
Molecular function (GO): antiporter activity
Source: RefSeq, a predicted model, not a curated record